AUGUUUGCCUAUCUUUGUUCAUCUGCCUCGCCAGAAAACCCCCAUAUCUACCUUACCAAGUUCUUUACUCUCUACCGACUUAUUGAAAAAGAUGAUGUUACAAUUCUAACAAAGGAUGUAUCAGAUAAUUUCUCAACGAACUUAUCGUUGGAAGAUAAAGAGAAAUCCAACAGAAAAUCAGGUUCCUUACUCGGGAGCAGUAUGACAAGAACUCCAAAGCCCUCAAUAGAGCUUAGCGGGGCUGAUAAAUUAGAAUGGUCAAAGGGAGGUGGUUCCACAGAAAUUAAGGAACUUAGGAAGAUUCUUCUACAUGAAUCACAAUCCUGGUUUCUCAAAUUCUUGGAUGGAGCACUUGAUGUUGGCUUCCAGCUAGAAUAUCAAGAAAAUAAAGGGAAGGAAAGCUUUGCACGUUUUCUGGAACCAAACAACCACAUUGCUACUGCAUUGUCACAGCUGAAGCAGGCAAAUGAAUGGUUAGAUAAACUGAGAAGCAAGUUGAGCGCAGAGAAAAAUGGGUUGCUGGAGACUGUUGAUAGCUUGAAGCAAAAAGUUUAUGCUUGUUUGCUUGCUCAUGUGGAUUCAGCAGCACUAGCAUUGGGAAAUAGAUAG
Molecule: messenger RNA, 609 nt
Organism: Fraxinus pennsylvanica
Lineage: Eukaryota; Viridiplantae; Streptophyta; Magnoliopsida; Lamiales; Oleaceae
Source: the annotation of a GenBank genome assembly